Messenger RNA from Cuscuta epithymum, 8440 nucleotides. NCBI's taxonomy places the organism in Eukaryota, Viridiplantae, Streptophyta, Magnoliopsida, Solanales, Convolvulaceae. The record is from the annotation of a GenBank genome assembly.
CUCGCACGACGCAUUUAUUUUAUUUAUUUCUUUUAAUCGCUGAAUUUAAUUAAUUCUUGAUUCCCUUUUGUCCGUCCCUGUGGAGACGAUACCCGUACUUACACCACUAUAUUACGAUCUAUUUUACGUGCGAGAAAACACACAUCAUGGGACAAAUACUUCAACACGCCCCCUUAGUUCGCACCGGGCUGGACAAUAUUGGGGUGUAUAAAUGGGCCAAACAGGCCCUUAACAAGCUACUCGUAAUCAUGGAUGCUAAACAAGCAGUCAAACCACAACCGGAAUUGGCUCUAAUACCAUGUUAAGACCUGGGGUUCCAUCCUAAAAGAUCAACCUGAUUGGAGGAGUAUCCCAAAGCCUUAUAUAGUGUGUUGGGAUAUAUUAUCCCGGCCUAUUACUGUUCAGGAGUCCAAGACAUCACUCAGUACGGAACCCGAGCAGCUAGGUCCAUUUCGGUCCAUUCUGGCCCACUUUAGCCAUUUGGGCCCAUUCCGGCCCAUGCGGCCCAUUAGGGUGGAUAUUUUCCCAUCCCUUUUCCCUAUAAAUAAGGAGCUUAGCCUCCAUUGUAGGGAUCCCUUCUUUAGCUUCUUCUUCCUUAUUUCUCUCUAGCUAGCUCAAUACUCCAUAAAUGGAGCUCAAAUUGUACUAUGUAAUGGUGAGGAGAGAUUAAUGAGAAUGAGAGGGCUUGGACAUUAGCCUAAAAAGUCCCGUGGUUUUCUCCCUUUCGGGUUUCCACGUAAAAACUGAGUGUUCAUACAUAUAUUUACUAUAUCGUGUUGGAUUAAACUCAACACUGGCGCCGUCUGUGGGAAUCUGUCCAAAAAGAUUCACGUUGUUCUUCAGUUUCUACAACAAAAUUCAUUCGAAAAUGGACUGAUUUUAGCAAAGGAAGAAGAAGUUCUGAAAUUUUGGUCUGGGGAAGCUCUAGCAGCACCUGCCCAACUGACCGAGGAGGAAGGGAGAAAGAAAGAAGAAAAAUUUUGGGAGGCAAAGGAGCUACGAAAUCUCGGAAUCCACAUAUGGAUUUUCUCAGAUCUUGUUUGGGGCUGCCGGAUCCACCGUACCCGCCGCCGUGAAAUCCCCGGUGGAUUUACCCACACCAGACGAAGCUCGCGGCAGCACCCCAGGUCGGGUCAUCCUCGCCUCUAGGGAAGCUCCGUCUGCAAACGGGCGCUCAUCGCUGGCAGCUGGUUCUACGACCUGAAUCGCCACCUACGCCGCUCGUUUUCGCCGUCCCACCAAGAGGCCUUAACAAAUUUCAGCCUGUCUUGCUCCAGAGGACUGGCCUCGCCGGGGACCCUUUGCUCCGCUGCAGUUUACUUCCGUCCCUAAGCGGAUGUAUUGCCUGUUGGGGUUGGGGAGGGGUUGUUUCCAUCUGCCUCUUGGAAAGAUUCUUUUUGUUUGGUUGAGAGUCAACCACAUCCGAAGGACCCAAAUGAGAUUGCAGUAAAAUUGGGUGGAGCACCUUGCAUGACUUCGGAAGUCAACGGUUGAUGAUGACUUGUGCCAGCUGCUAUAACUUUGGCCAAGCUGCUCGAGGAGCAAGGCUCCAAUUCGUAGAUGAGCCAAUUAUUUCACCCAUCUCAAAAGAGCUAAGUUAUCAUACGUACCCCUCUUUUAUUAUCUAAGUAUUAAUAAUGAAGCUUGAUUACUAUUGCUAGUUUUUAUCACCAUUAUUUAAUAGGGGGCAAGUAUCCCGAAAUUAAAUAAUGUCGAGUAAAGCUCAGAUGAGAAAAACUCUAGUGAUAAUCAUUUUCACCGUCAUUUUAAUAAAUGACUGGGUGUUGUGGGCCCGUCGGCCCGCUCCUGAUCGGCUUUAAUUAGCGAGCGGAGUAUACUUGAAUGGCCUUUGAUAGGGAAAUAUCAGUGCUAUUGCCUGUUACAUCACUACUAUUUAUUAGGGAUAAAAUGUCCCGAAUUAAAUAAUGUGGAGCGAAGCUCUAGUGAUGGUUGGUUCAGCCAACAUUUUAUUGGAUAUUUAAUUUCUUAUGGGCCCGUUAGCCCACUCUCGAUCAGCUUGAUUAAGCGAUCCGAGCGUCUCCAGUAGGGCGAUGCCCCGACGACGCAUUUUAAUUUGAGGGUUGCACGUUAGUCCGCACGGCACUACGUGCCCGAUCGACGAUCGUACCCCAAUAUCAUCUACGCCAUUAGGCGCGAAGUGACUUUUGCCAGACGCGGCCUGUGGGGCCCCGAGGGCACCAAAGCGCUCGGCCUCGUGUUUCCGAGGGCGGUGCGACCAACUUGGGUCUGAGUUUGAAAACUCACGGACCGAUGAAUAUCUCUAUGUGACGUUCGGCGGGCUGCCAAUUGGCCCCGCCGUGAGCUGCUGCAUCCAUCAGUCCCGCACGAUGAGCCGGGCCAAGGGUCACGAUGACCCAUAGGCCGGUAUUCGUGGAUGUUAGAGAGAAAGCCAUACGACUGGCUAUGUAUAUAUACUGUCGGGCCGUGCGGCCCGUUAUCAUGCUUAUUGCGCAGCUGAAGCCACUCGACGCGCUCGAGCGAAAUGAUUAAAAGACGCUCGGUCCGAAUCUUGAAGACGUUCAGGGCCAGCUAAAGAGGAGACCACCACGGUUGAGAACCGUGGGACGAGCAUCUCCACCCCAGAGACCGAUGGCCUAGGGAGAACACCUAGAGGCCGAGGGUCUAGAGGCGAAUGCCAUGACAGAGAACCGUGAGACGAUCACCCGUCAUUCAGAGGCCGAGGGCCUAGAAGAGAUCGUCACGGCCGAGGGCCGUCUGACGCCAUCAUUACAUCAUGACCGGCCUCUCGGCACGGCGUGUUUAUCUUUUGAAGACCGGCCUCGUCCCCGCGCUGCGUGGAUGAGGACCGUUGCUUGAUUUUAGGUCGGCCUCUCAUUGUCGACAUCAUUAUAUCACGACCAGCCUCUCGGCACGGCGUGUUUAUCUUUUGAAGACCGGCCUCGUCCCCGCGCUGCGCGGAUGAGGACCGUUGCUUGAUUUUAGGUCGGCCUCUCAUUGCCGACAUCAUUACAUCAUGACCGGCCUCUCGGCUCGGCGUGUUUAUCUUUUGAAGACCGGCCUCAUCCCCACGCUGCGUGGAUGAGAGUCGUUGCUGGAUAUAUCGGCCUGAUCGGACACUAUUGCCGUCUCCAUUAUCAGGACCGACUGCUCAGCGACAUUAUGAUCAUUGUAUAUCGGCUCCCAAUGCCGACCUUCUUGAGUUACCGAUUGGGCUCACCCCUCCCUUCAGAAGGGUGACCAUCGCCUUCGCAUGACGACCAGCGUCUCCAUCGCCUCGUCAUUAUAUUCGUUAGCUAUGCCACCACCAUUAUGUGUGACAUCCCGUGAUCCCUGCGAGUUUCUUGGAUACCGAAUGUCUUCUUCGAUGUAGGAAGAUCAGUAGGACCACGGACCAGGGACGGACAAAGAAGAGCUAGGGAAUCUCGAUGUAGAUAAACCUGUUCCUCCUUGCGAGUUUCGCGGAUACCGAACGUCUCUUCGAAGCAGGAGCGCCGGUAGGACCAAGAACCAAGGACGAACGAAGAAUAUAGAUUGCCUCCCUCAAACAAAAAAAAAAAGAUGGGGAGAAGAGGAGGGUAGCUCCUAUGUGGAAGGGAAUCUUGCCCGGGCGUGCCAGAUCUUCUCCCACCGCCGAAGACGAACGCCUCUCGAUGUAGAGGUCACUAGAGACGCGGAGGGGGCUAGACGAACCAAGGGAGCUUUGCCAAGAUAAACCUGUUUAUCCCACAACGACCAUGGAUCGAUGGACGUGGGAUAACAAAGCCGGGAACCCGUGAGGGUAAACCAGUUCGUCCCUGCGAGUUCCUUGGGUACCGAACGUCUUCUUUGAAGCAAGAGACGCCGGUAAGACUAAAAGGACCACGGACGAACAAAAAAAGGGGGAAUCUCGAUGUAGAUAAACCUGUUCCUCCUUGCGAGUUUCGAGGAUACCGGACGUCUCUUCGAAGUAAGGACGCUGGUAGGACCAAGAACCAAGGACGAACGAAGACUAAAAGACUCCAAAAAAAAAAAAAAAAAGAUGCCAGAAGAGCACAGAGCAAAGAAUGAUUUUAUCCCUCGGCGCUAUUGGCCGGGAAAUACAAACUGGAAAACAUAUGUAAAGAAUAAUUACAAAACUUAAGUACGAAGAAUGAAGUGGCCGACGACGAUCGGCUAACAUCAGGUUUUCUUUUGCCUCGAACGACGAUUAGCUCCCCAGAUCAGACGGAGGGACGACGCCCAGGUCCACCCUUCCUCCCAGGAUGAAGUCCUGGCAGACGAUCGGCUUCUCAGCGCCAUCGUGUCUCUUUCACGUUCGGAUCGCCCCAUUCCCUCCAGGAUGGCGACGAACGUCUUAUGCAGUGCGAUCGGCCCCUCAGCGCCAUCGUACUAGAUCUCACGGUUCGGCUCGCCCAUUCCCUCCAGGAUGGCGACGACCGUCUUAUGCAGCACGAUCGGCUUCUCAGCGCCAUCGUGUCUCUUUCACGUUCGGAUCGCCCCAUUCCCUCCAGGAUGGCGACGAACGUCUUAUGCAGUGCGAUCGGCCCCUCAGCGCCAUCGUACCUGAUUUCACGGUUCGGCUCGCCCAUUCCUUCCAGGAUGGCGACGACCGUCUUAUACAGCACGAUCGGCUUCUCAGCGCCAUCGUGUCUCUUUCACGUUCGGAUCGCCCCAUUCCCUCCAGGAUGGCGACGAACGUCUUAUGCAGUGCGAUCGGCCCCUUAGCGCCAUCGUACCUGGCUUCACGGUUCGGCUCGCCCAUUCCCUCCAGGAUGGCGACGACCGUCUUAUGCGGCACGAUCGGCUUCUCAGCGCCAUCGUGUCUCUUUCACGUUCGGAUCGCCCCAUUCCCUCCAGGAUGGCGACGAACGUCUUAUGCAGUGCGAUCGGCCCCUCAGCGCCAUCGUACUAGAUCUCACGGUUCGGCUCGCCCAUUCCCUCCAGGAUGGCGACGACCGUCUUAUGCAGCACGAUCGGCUUCUCAGCGCCAUCGUGUCUCUUUCACGUUCGGAUCGCCCCCAUUCCCUCCAGGAUGGCGACGAACGUCUUAUGCAGUGCGAUCGGCCCCUCAGCGCCAUCGUACCUGAUUUCACGGUUCGGCUCGCCCAUUCCUUCCAGGAUGGCGACGACCGUCUUAUACAGCACGAUCGGCUUCUCAGCGCCAUCGUGUCUCUUUCACGUUCGGAUCGCCCCAUUCCCUCCAGGAUGGCGACGAACGUCUUAUGCAGUACGAUCGGCCCCUCGGCGCCAUCGUACCUGAUUUCACGGUUCGGCUCGCCCAUUCCCUCCAGGAUGGCGACGACCGUCUUAUGCAGCACGAUCAGCGCCCCAGCGCCAUCGUGUCUGGCUCACGUUAGGGUCGCCCAUCCCUUUCAGGAUGGCGACGAACGUCUCUUAUGCAGCACGAUCAGCGCCCCAGCGCCAUCGUGUUUGGCUCACGUUAGGGUCGCCCAUCCCUUUCAGGAUGGCGACGAACGUCUCUUAUGCAGCACGAUCAGCGCCCCAGCGCCAUCGUGUCUGGCUCACGUUAGGGUCGCCCAUCCCUUUCAGGAUGGCGACGAACGUCUCUUAUGCUGCACGAUCAGCGCUUCAGCGCCAUCGUGUCUGGCUCACGUUAGGGUCGCCCAUCCCUUUCAGGAUGGCGACGAACGUCUCUUAUGCAGCACGAUCAGCGCCCCAGCGCCAUCGUGUCUGGCUCACGUUAGGGUCGCCCAUCCCUUUCAGGAUGGCGACGAACGUCUCUUAUGCAGCACGAUCAGCGCUUCAGCGCCAUCGUGUCUGGCUCACGUUAGGGUCGCCCAUCCCUUUCAGGAUGGCGACGAACGUCUCUUAUGCAGCACGUCUGCCUCUCGGCGCUGACAUGCCCGGUUUAUCGAUAAGAGCCACCACUUUCUAUCACAUCUCACAUUCCUUCUCUCAUACAUUGCACCCAUACAUUACAUGCAUUCAUGCAUUCAUACAUUCAUACAUACACACGUGCAUCAUGUUUUGACAGUACCGCGACGUCAGUUUAUAGAUGCAUGGACCUCUAAGCUUCUCUGUUGGAAAGCUUGAGUCAGAGUCCUUUACUCUCGCCUGAUGCAUUCAGGGGGAGCGUGCCCGUGGAGGAGCACCCUUCGCCCGACCCCGUCGGGAACGGGGCUGCCUCACCGGCAGAUUACGUUCAGGAGUGUGGACACCCACUCAUAUGUUAUGAUUAUUCGAAGACACAGUUUCCAGCAAGACAGAGGAAGAGCGCAUGCAAGAGUAUAUUUUCUCGAGCAGAUUCGCGCACUCACUACUCAAGAAACUGGGGGACUUGUGUUGGGAUAUAUUAUCCCGGCUUAUUACUGUUCAGGAGCCCAAGACAUCACUCAGUACGGAACCCGAGCAGCUAGGUCCAUUUCGGUCCAUUCUGGCCCACUUUAGCCAUUUGGGCCCAUUCCGGCCCAUGCGGCCCAUUAGGGUGGAUAUUUUCCCAUCCCUUUUCCCUAUAAAUAAGGAGCUUAGCCUCCAUUGUAGGGAUCCCUUCUUUAGCUUCUUCUUCCUUAUUUCUCUCUAGCUAGCUCAAUACUCCAUAAAUGGAGCUCAAAUUGUACUAUGUAAUGGUGAGGAGAGAUUAAUGAGAAUGAGAGGGCUUGGACAUUAGCCUAAAAAGUCCCGUGGUUUUCUCCCUUUCGGGUUUCCACGUAAAAACUGAGUGUUCAUACAUAUAUUUACUAUAUCGUGUUGGAUUAAACUCAACAUAGUGUUUUAUUAUUUUAUAGCUUUCCGGUGUGGGACAAAUACUUCAACACGGAUUAAAUGAGCUUGCUAUGUUGUCUAUUGAGAAAGAAGUUGCUGAACAAGUUGAUUAUUCAGACUUGAUUAAUACUUUUGCAGCAAACACUAUGGGGCAUGUUGCCUUUAAUUAGGUAUUUUGAUAUUUAUUUUAUUAUAAUAAACUAUUUUUUUUGUUUAUUUUUUAUGGUGCUUAAGGGCCUUUUUAAUUUAUACCAUUCGACUCAGACCAAAAAAAUCUUAGGAUCGGCCCUGGUAAGAUUUGUUUCAUAAUACCAUCAAUGGAAGAUUCUUUAUCAAACCACCAACAUAUAUAUGAGCAUUUAUUGAUAAUGAUAAUGGACUUGUAUACUUCGUAUGUUUUAUUUCGAGUUCUAGUACGUAGUUAAAAGGAUGAAAGAUAAGCAAGAAUGCAUGAUCUCACACGUCACACCUGGUAGAGAUCUAUAUUUCAUGAUCUGCUGUAAGGAUGUUGUAGCAGCAACUUGAUGCAGCAGCAGGAGCUGCUGCUUACUUGAAUAUCCAAUGUGAAUGAACCCUCCAUUCCCAGAUCUUCCCCUCAAAUCCCGACCUGCCAUCAUGCCAUGGCAAUCUGAAUCAUCACAUAAUAAAACUCAUGAAUACAAUAAUGUCGUAAAUUAAAGUACAUAGUUUCUAUGAAGCCCGGAAACUCUCCUAAAAGAGUAUGUUUUCCAAUUCCGAUUUCCUCGUGAUUUUCAUGUUUUCGUACAAAAACUUGAGAUACGUACCUUUUAGUUUUUGAAGGAGGCCAUAGGAAUGGGUGGUUUGCAAAUGCUCCAUCUGAUCUGCGUAAUUAGCCUCCAGAUUCAGUACUGCGAGAGAGAUCGAAUGCGUCUACAAUUUAACUGAACGCCGUACCAUGUUUAAGGACGGUGCUGACUGGACCUGACAGGGUUGUCAAUUUAACAGUUAAUCGAUUGUACCUGUCCCACUUCAAUAUUUUGUAAUACUUGGAGGGCUAAGUAGCAAAUAGUCUACGUGUACAUAUCCUUGCCGGAAAUCAAAGAUCAUUAAUUAUAUGGAUUAGAAUUAUAACUCUAGUUAUUAAUGCACUACAAAAAAAUCACAGGAUUGGCACAGAUGUGACACGGAUUUAUCGAUGAUAAUUUCGUGUCAAAUAGCUCGUGCAAAACUGUUUUUGGCACGGAAUUAGCAUAUCUUUGCCAAAAUUCCUGCCAAAAAUGUCAAUCCCGUGUUUUUUAUAAUGAUAUACACAUAAUUAUAAUAAAAAUAUUCAUUAUUAAUGAUCGUGUACUACUAAUAAAUUAAUAACAAUACACUGUAAUAGCAUUAUUACGUAGUAUUUUUAUUAGGUAGAUUCUAUGGUACCCAUAAGGUACCAUACAUUUGUCCACAUGGACCAAUGAUAAUAUUGCAGUUGAAUUAUUUAAAUCUAAAUUAAAAAUGAUAAAAUUAUGUGAUCCAAUCAAAUGAAUGGUAGGUACGGUACCCCAAUUUUUAAAAGAGUACCGGAGUUGUCACCUUUUUAUUAUUAUUAAUAGAAAGAACUAUCCUUUUUUUAUAAUAACAUACAAAUAAUAAAACCAACAAAUAACAAUAACAACAACAACAAUAAAUAUAAUAUUGAUAAUAACUAUACUAAUAAUAUAAAAAAUAUGAUUAUAAUAGUAAUACUAAUAACGGCUAUUGGCCCUAAAUGGGACUAAAAGUAGCCCAAAAUUCCACAUUAGAACCAUAC